CGGUGUGUUUCCUCCCUCAAAAAACUUCAAACUCUCGUACUUUUCAUCACUGACCAAAAACUGCGCACAAAUUCAAACGUCAAUGGUUCCUGCACUCGGAAUUCACUUCUUCAACUCUAACACACUCUCCCUUUCACUUUCUCUCUCAUGUCCAAAAGACUGCUCUCUCUCAUCAAACCUCGCCAAAAUCCCAACUCAAAACCAGCAAAAAUACCUCUCUAUGAACCCCAUAUAAAGAAAUUGGCCAAUGAAGCAUGCAAUUUACUUAGGACCCACCAAAAUUGGGACAAAUUAUUGGAACCCCAACUCGCUGAAGAAUCAAUUGAAGCUUCAGAAAUAGCCCAUCUUGUGUUUGAUCGAAUUCGUGAUGUUGGUUUAGGUUUGAAGUUUUAUGAAUGGUUUUCACAUCGACAAUAUUGUUCUCCUCUUGAUGGGUAUGCAUUUUCUUCCCUUCUUAAGCUUUUAGGGAACAGUAGGGUGUUUGAUGAGGUUGAAAAUGUGUUAAUUUGCAUGAAAAUUCAGGGUAUUUUGCCUACUAUUGAAGCUUUUGAUGUGUUAAUUCGAGCUUAUGCUGAUGCUGGGUUGGUUGAUAAAGCUAGGGAGUUGUAUAGAUUUGUAAAUGAUAGGUUUGAUUGUAUGCCUAGUGUUUAUGCUUGUAAUUCUUUGCUUAAUGGUUUGGUGAAAACUCGUCGUAUGGAGGUUGCACAAGAGGUGUAUGAUGAAAUGCUUAAGAGAGAUGGUGGUGGUGGGAGGUGUUGUUCGGAUAAUUGUAGUACGAGUAUCGUGGUGAGGGGUUUUUGCCAACUAGGGAAAGUUGAUGAGGGCAGGAAAAUGAUUGAGGAUCGGUGGGGAAAGGGUUGUGUGCCGAAUGUGGUGUUUUAUAAUACUCUUAUUGAUGGGUAUUGCAGGAGAGGUGAGACUGCGAGAGCGAAUAGGCUUUUACAAGAGAUGAACUUCAAAGGGUUUUUACCUACUGUGGAGACAUAUGGACCUAUGAUAAAUGGAUUUUGCAAAGAAGGGAAGUUUGACGAGGUUGAUAGAGUUUUGGAGGAGAUGAAAAUAAGGGGUUUGAAGGUCAAUGUUCAGAUUCAUAAUAACAUAAUUGAUUCCCAGUAUAAACAUGGUUGUUUAGUGGAUCCUUACGGCGUGAUUAGAAAGAUCAAGGAGAGUUGUUGUAAGCCGGAUAUCAUGACAUAUAACAUUCUAAUUUCUGGUUUAUGUAAUAUUGGGAAGGUUGGGGAAGCUAAUGCACUUCUAGAUCAGGCCAUGAAAAGGGGUUUGACACCUGAUAAAUAUAGUUACACUCCUUUCAUUCAUAUCUAUUGCAAACAAGGCGACCCUGACAAGGCUUCCUGUUUGCUUAUUGAAAUGACAGAGAGAGGUCAUAGACCUGAUAUGGUUACUUAUGGAGCACUUGUUCACGGACUUGUUGUUCGGGGUGAAAUUGAAGCUGCAUCAAACAUUCGGAAGCAAAUGAUUGAGAGGGGAGUUAUCCCUGAUGCUGGGAUUUACAAUGUUCUUAUGAGUGGAUUAUUCAGAAAAGGGAUGCUCUCUGCUGCAAAGCAGUUGUUUUGUGAGAUGCUUGACCAAAAUAUACAUCCCGAUGCAUUAGUUUAUACCACAUUGGUUGAUGGAUUUUCUAGAAACGGUAAUCUAGAUGAAGCAAAGAAGAUCUUUGAACUUGCUGUUGAAAAACAUUUGGAUCCUGGUGUUGUGGGAUACAAUGCUAUGAUUAAGGCAUACAUUAGACUUGGGAGGAUGAAUGAUGCAAUUCUAUGCUUCAAGAAAAUGUCACAGAGACGCAUCUCUCCUGAUAUAUUUACUUAUUCAACCUUAAUAGAUGGCUGUGUCAAGCAACGUGACCUUGAUAAUGCAUUGAGGAUAUUUAGAGAGAUGGUAGAAAAUAAACAUAAACCAAAUGUGGUCACUUAUACAUCUCUGAUUAAUGGGUAUUGUCGCCAAGGAGAUACAUUUGGCGCUGAGAAAACUUUCAAGGAGAUGCAAUGUCAUGGUUUGGCUCCUAAUGUAAUCACAUAUAGCAUACUUGUAGGUGGAUUUUGCAAAGGGGGCAAUCUUGUCAAAGCAGUUUCCACAUUUGAAGGGAUGCUGAUAAAUAAAUGCACCCCAAACGAUGUUACAUUCAACUAUUUGGUAAACGGAUUUACUAAUGCCGUGUCAGCUGCAAUAUCUGAGAAGGAAAAUGGAUCUGAAAAGCAUGAAAGUUCAGUCUUUUUGGAACUCUUUAAAAGAAUGAUUUCAGAUGGUUUGCCUCCAAGAAAGGCAGUAUAUAAUUGCAUUCUCAUCUGCCUUUGUCAUCAUAGAAUGCGCACAACUGCUUUGCAGCUGACACAGAAAUAUGUUAAUAGGAAUAUCCUUGAAGAAUCAUUUGUUUUUGUUGCCUUGCUUCAUGGUAUUUGCCUGGAAGGAAGGUCAAAAGAAUGGAGAAACUUGAUUACGUAUAAGUUAAACGAGCAGGAGAUCCCGAUUUCUUUAAGAUACUCAAAGUUGUUGGAUAUGCACCUUCCCAAAGGGUUAUCGCCUGAUGUUUCAUUCAUUCUGCAUCAACUGGCUGAGGAUUGCAAGUUCAACAGUCAUGAAAAAGAACAUCGUACGGCUUCAGUGAGAUAAUGUGAAGGAAACUUACAUUCUAUUCUUUAUAGACCAAUCAAUGACUUGGGUUCAAGCGAAUGCUGGUGCUUGAAUUUCCUUUGCGGACUUUCCUGUGCGCUUGUUUUCAUUUUGAUAUAGGUCUUCAUGAACUCAAUGGAUUGGUGGUUGAAGGAGACAUUUUUGGAGGAGUCGGGUUAUUGUGGUCCUAAGAUCAUCGUGCUCUGUCCUUCUCUGCGGGUGCUGCUUUUGGUCCAACUUGAUAUCCUUGGUUCCAAUUCAGAAAACAACCUUAUAGAUUUGGUAGACUGCAAGGAAUACAGAUAACAUCACCAAGAAAUAUUGCAGCUGAAGCGCGCUCUCUGUUUAAGCACCAAAUAUCGGCUACUUUAACAUGCCUGCACUUUUCAUAUGCCUUGAUUGCUUUCAUGGAUUCAGAGAAGAGCCGUGUAUACUCACGUUGGCUACAAACAGCCAUGUUCGGUUCAAACCACAGGUGCUUUGCACCUGCAACAUGUAAGACAGACAAUUGAAGUUCCACGAGGAGAUAACAAAACCGUUUUGAUUUGAACGGCCCUUCAGAAUGGAGACUUGAGCUGUUCAACCUAUUCUUUUUCUACCUCUUUCAACACACGGCCACACGAGAUUCCAUUAUAGGGGUGACCUUAAAAUAGACAGUCAAGUCAAGUCAAAUAUUUUACGGAGGCUUCAAGUGAAGCUACUAAUAUAUUAUAUACACACUUAUUUAACAAAUUUUUGGGUUUGCUAAAAUGUCAUCACAAUGUUUUACAGAGUCUUCAAGUGAAGGAUUUCUUAUACCUUAAUAAAUCUUACUGUUGUAUGGACGAUUGAUCAUUGGCGGUUAACCAGAAAUUGUUACAGGUUUCACAGA
Molecule: messenger RNA, 3499 nt
Organism: Spinacia oleracea (spinach)
Lineage: Eukaryota; Viridiplantae; Streptophyta; Magnoliopsida; Caryophyllales; Amaranthaceae
Product: pentatricopeptide repeat-containing protein At1g52620
Exons: 4
Coding region: 148-2628 (826 amino acids)
Molecular function (GO): protein binding
Source: RefSeq, a predicted model, not a curated record